UACUGAAAUUCAAAACAAAAUUAUUGGUGCACAUAAAAAUUAAUAUAAAAAAACAUAAAAAUGAAUAAUGCUGCAAGAAGUUCAAAAUGCUGUCCAAAAUUUGAUAAUCUGCCGAAAAAUAUGAGCUGCUUCCUGCCUGACAUAAGCAAAAGUUGGCAACGGCUGAUGGGACGCCAUAAAUAUAUAUUUACGAAACGUAAGCGAUUACUGAAAAUAGCUCAGGGAACUAGACCCAUCAGAAGGAAAUUCGUACCUCAAUGCCCAUGUAAAUAUAAAAAACCAAUUGAAUUUGUGCGUGAAACACCAAUGCGAACACGCACCGAACAACUCGCCCUACCAGCGGUUCGAAAGUUACUUCUGUUCAAAAACAGAAUUAAGGAGUUAUUCGAACCCUUACGAGUAGUGGGUAUAAAUCGCUUAAUACGCCUCAGCUUGUUCUCAGUUUAUAGCCGUUUGAACAAUAUACAACCGCCGGAGAAAAAAAUUCCAAUACACAAAUGGGAUGAUGCUGAGUGGAAAAAACAUACGAAAUAUCUUAAGAAAUUGGCGAAACCUAAAAAAGAACCUAAACAACCGAAAUUGCCAGUCAAAAAGAUGAAACUUCAGAAUAUGAAAAGAUUUCAUACGCUGGCUUUUCCGAAAACGCAUGAAGAACCAACGAAGGGGCCUUGGACGCUUACACCGGGAAUGAAGUCGUAUGAGCCAUCGGAACGCAUAAGGAAAAUAUCACAACCGAGAAUGUAUGACGAGUCAGCGCUUAUUCAAAACUUCCCUAUACCGGUUAGUCCUGCUGCUUUAGCGUACAAAGCUACGACACGUACACAAGAGUUGGCUACAGCGCGCGUGAAAGGUGUCGGAGAAUCGGACCUGAAGGAGAAUCCAUUUUCUAUAUCGCCAAAUGCGCUUAAAGCACGCACCACCGCUCGCAUUAAAGAGUUAGCGGAACCGAAGGAAUAUGAGAAUGCUCAUAUACGUGAAAAUCCCUUCGCAAUCUCCCCGGCUGCACUGAAAGCUAAAGCAUCACCGAGAAUUAUUGAACUUGCGCAACCAAAGGGAAAAAGUUAAAAUGUUGUCCAGUUUCUUAUAAAAUUAUUUGGAAAUGUAAAUCCGUUGUGACACGCAUGUGAAGUGUUGAAAUAUAAAUAGAAAGUUUUUUA
Anastrepha ludens (Mexican fruit fly) is the source of this 1157-nucleotide messenger RNA. Its product is annotated as testicular haploid expressed gene protein-like. The transcript has 5 exons. NCBI's taxonomy places the organism in Eukaryota, Metazoa, Arthropoda, Insecta, Diptera, Tephritidae. The record is from RefSeq and is a predicted model, not a curated record. Bases 61 to 1065 code for a protein of 334 amino acids.